Gastrolobium bilobum is the source of this 1125-nucleotide messenger RNA. RefSeq lists its product as uncharacterized. Lineage: Eukaryota; Viridiplantae; Streptophyta; Magnoliopsida; Fabales; Fabaceae. The transcript is spliced from 3 exons. Gene Ontology annotation, biological process: DNA integration. Gene Ontology annotation, molecular function: nucleic acid binding. Bases 1 to 1125 code for a protein of 374 amino acids. The record is from RefSeq and is a predicted model, not a curated record.
AUGUUACUUCUGCAAGAGUUUGAAGUAGAGAUCAAAGACAAAAAGGGAGUGGAGAACUUGGUGGCUGAUCACUUAUCCAGGAUCACAGAGACACAUUUACAAGAGGGUCCAGAGGUGGUGAUCAAGGAAGAGUUCCCUGAUGAGCGAAUACUGGCCAUAAGCAUUGUUUCCCAAUUGGUGCAUGAUCAAGUCUUGUCUGUUGACACCCCACCAUGGUUUGCUGAUUUUGCUAACUACAGAGCUGCUGGAGCCAUGCCAAAGGAUUUCACUUACCAGCAGCGGAAGAUAUUUCUGCAUGAUGUGAGGAGAUACAUCUGGGAUGAACCAUACCUCUUCUAUAGAUGUUCAGAUGGAGUAAUCAGAAGAUGCAUUCCAGAAGAGGAGCAAAAGAGUGUCUUAUGGAACUGUCAUGGUUCAGCCUAUGGUGGCAACUUUGCAGUUCUUGGAGCAGGAGAAAAAGGAGAAAGCGCAAUUGGAGUCACUGCUCUUCAUGGCCGUUUUGUACAAACUAGGUUUGUUGAAGCUGUUCUUGCCAAGUAUGGAGUGAGGCACAAAAUAAGUACUCCGUACCACCCUCAGACUUGUGGUCAGGUUGAGAUUUCCAACAGGGAACUUAAAAGAAUAUUGGAGAAAACUGUUGGGAAUACUAGGACUCAAUGGUCCAAGAAACUUGAUGACACCUUGUGGGCAUAUAGGACAUCAUUCAAGACUCCUAUUGGAAUGUCUCCAUUUCAGUUGUUGUUUGGGAAAGCAUGCCAUUUGCCUGUUAGAUUGGAGCAUAGAGAAUUAUGGGCUGUCAAGUUCUUAAACUUUGACUCCAAGGCAGCAGGUGAGAAAAGACUACUGCAAUUGGAUGAACUGGAUGAAUUCCGUCUGUCUGCUUAUGAGAGUGCCAACCUAUACAAGGAGAAGACCAAGUUAUGGCAUGACAGGAAGAUCACACCCAGGGAUUUUAAGGUGGGAGAUCAAGUGUUGUUAUUCAACUCCAGGUUGAAACUUUUUCCAGGGAAGCUGAAGUCCAGAUGGUCUGGACCAUUUGUAGUUAAGAGCAUGAAGCCUUAUGGAGCGAUGGAGAUUUGUGCUUGGGAUUCUGACCAGAGUUUUACUAUAAAUGGUCAGAGAUAG